Messenger RNA from Lodderomyces theae, 663 nucleotides. RefSeq names its product S-adenosylmethionine-dependent methyltransferase. The transcript has a single exon. Gene Ontology annotation, biological process: methylation. The record is from RefSeq and is a predicted model, not a curated record. NCBI's taxonomy places the organism in Eukaryota, Fungi, Ascomycota, Pichiomycetes, Serinales, Debaryomycetaceae. Bases 1 to 663 code for a protein of 220 amino acids. Gene Ontology annotation, molecular function: S-adenosylmethionine-dependent methyltransferase activity; nucleic acid binding; protein methyltransferase activity. Gene Ontology annotation, cellular component: eRF1 methyltransferase complex.
AUGCUAUCAACUCCAAUUACCAAGGAUAUAGAUUAUGACAAGGUCUAUGAACCAUCUGAGGAUUCGUUCUACUUACUAGACUGUUUCGAGCAAGAGAGGGAUUAUCUCGAGACCAAAUUCAAGAAGAACAAGGUGCCAAUCAUCACUGAAAUUGGUACUGGAUCCGGAAUACUUACCACAUUUCUACUACAACAUAUACUAAAAGAUGGCAUAUAUAUAGCUACAGAUGUGAAUCCUAAUGCGUGCAAAAGCGUCCUACAAACUGUUCGAAACAACUGUCCAACCCAAGCUCAUCUUGUUGAUUCGUCACAAAUGGAUCUAACAUCGGCGAUACGGCUGAACAUCAUUGACACGUUGAUAUUCAAUCCGCCCUACGUACCAGCAUCUGAAGUACCCGAUAUACCUGUCACCGACGAGGAUUCGAAAUGGCUAGAUUUGGCAUUGUUGGGGGGUGAAGAUGGAAUGAUUGUCACCUGGAAGGUUUUGAAUAAUUUGGAAAGGAUAUUGAGCACUGACGGUGUCGCGUACAUCUUAUUUUGCGCUAGAAAUAACCCCGAUAAGGUGGCCAACGAAAUGACAGAUAGAGGUUGGAAGGUGGACGUUGUAAUCAGCAAGAAGGCCGGUUGGGAAGUGUUGACAAUAUUACGGUUUAGUAGAUUGUGA